Coffea eugenioides is the source of this 3414-nucleotide messenger RNA. RefSeq names its product putative late blight resistance protein homolog R1B-23. The transcript has 2 exons. Gene Ontology annotation, molecular function: ADP binding. The record is from RefSeq and is a predicted model, not a curated record. Gene Ontology annotation, biological process: defense response to other organism. Lineage: Eukaryota; Viridiplantae; Streptophyta; Magnoliopsida; Gentianales; Rubiaceae. The coding region runs from base 112 to 2859 and encodes 915 amino acids.
GCAUCAAAUAGAAUGAACUUUACCAAGUGUAUUAUUCCCUGCAGCCUCAAAUCUCAAUCUGGUAGCUAGUAGAAGAAUAAUUGAGUUAAAAAAGAAGAGGGAUAGACAUCGAUGGAAACCGCUGUAGAAUCUGCAGUUGGAUUCCUCUUAGAAAAUCUGUUGCAGUUAAUUAAGGAGAAUCGCGAUUUGAUAAGCGGUGCCGGUAGCAAAGUCACCGAACUCUCAGACAACCUUGAUCUACUGAAGAGCUUCGUGACCACGUACACGGAAAAGCACUUCGAAAACGACAUCCUGCAAAAUUUGGCGAAGCAGAUAAGGAGUCUCACGCAUGAAGCUGAAGAUGUCAUUGAAGAAUACAUCUAUUGUGUUGCACUGCAUAAGAGCAGAGGGAGGGUUGAGAAGUUUAUUCACUCGCCUGCAUAUGGAUCCAGCGUACGGGCUGUCAGCAAAAAGAUUCAAGAUGUCAGUAAUCGGGUGAAGGAAAUGUAUCAAAGGAAUUUUUUGAUCGGUGGGGAUGCCUUCAACGCUGAUAGAGUGGACAAAAAGCCCAAGCCUGGUGUUCCAGGGGCUGACAAAGUCAUAGGUUUUGAGGAUGCAGCCGCAGAAGUUAUUGAACGUCUCACCGGUAAAAAAUGGGAUCAACAAAGAAAAACAGAUUCAGAGCAGCAAAAGACCGAGAUGAAGCACAUGACUGAGGUAAAGCAGCAGAUUGAAUUGAAACGGAUUGAGGAUCUAGAAGUGGUUUCAAUUGUUGGAAUGCUUGGGUUGGGAAAAACGACACUUGCUAGAAAGGUUCUAAUUGACCCUGUCAUCGAGUACGAGUUUUUCACUCGUAUAUUUGUUGCCGUUUCUCAAGAUUACGAGAAGAGGGAAGUGCUUCAAACUAUUCUAGUCCAGGGUGGUUUCUUUAAGAACAUCACAGAAUUGAAUGGAAAGUCUAUUGAAGAAUUAGAAAGACUGAUUGGUGAUAAGUUAAAGAGCAAAUAUUUGGUUGUCCUGGAUGAUGUGUGGACCAAUGAUGUAUGGAAGCAACUCAAACCUGUUUUCCCCGACAACAAAAAGGGCAGCAGGGUGUUAAUAACCACUCGGCACAAAUUUGUGGCCGAGUACAGUAAAUCAAAGAUCAGACCCUAUGACUUACGUUUCUUGUUUCCAGAAGAGAGUCGGGAAUUACUUCGAACAAAGGUCUUUGAUGAGAACAGAUGUCCAGAGCACCUAGAGGAGAUGGAAACAAACAUUUUGGACAAGUGUAAAGGGCUACCACUAGCAAUAGUGGUCACUGCUGGUAUUCUUAGGAAUAAUCGAGAGAGAAAGGAAUGGUGGGAGAAAGUGUUUCGUGGUGUGAGUAAUUUAGUCGAUGAUGACCAGAAGCGAAGUGAGAUGUUGAUAAAAUUGAGUUAUGAUCAUUUGCCUUUCCAAUUGAAACCAUGUUUUCUGUACCUUGGGGUCUUUCCGGAAGAUGUGGACAUUCCAGUUUGGAAAUUGUUGAGGUUGUGGAUUGCGGAAGGGUUCAUACAGCACAUUCCAGAUACAAGCUAUGCAAGCUUGGAGGAAAUAGCAGGGGAAUACUUGAGGGAAUUGGUUGACAGGAAUCUAGUUAUGGUCGCAGAUAGAAGGUCAAAUGAUGAGAUUAAGACAUGUCGUGUCCAUGACACGUUACGCCACUUUUGCAAGAAGAAGGCCAUAGAAGAAAAUCUGUUUCAAGAAAUAAAAUUGGAUGAGCUUAUUGGUCCAUCUGCAAGCGCCUCUCUAAAAAAUAGCCGUCGCUUGUGUGUUAGUGCCUACCUUUCAGAUUACAUUUCUAGAACUCCUUCUGCUCCUUGUGUACGCUCAUUGUUGAGUUUAGCCAAGGAUGAGAGUGCUCUGAGCAAGGAAGAUUGCGCACUUAUUGCUAAACCCUUCAAACUACUCAAAGUGCUGGAUGUCAAAUCCAGCAAGAUUGUUGGUCGUUGUCCUGCAGAACUAGCUAAACUUGUUCUCUUGAAGUACAUUGCCAUAAAUUGUGAGCUCAAGACCCUUCCAAAGAAGAUGUCUAGCUUGCUUAACUUGCAAACUAUCAUUAUUGACACAACAUCCAGUAGCCUUGAUAUACAGCUAGACUUGUGGAAGAUGACACAACUAAGGCAUCUUCAUGCUAAUGCGUCGACUACCUUGCCUAAAUGUCAGGAACAGACCAUAAUGGUAAAUUUGCAGACCCUAUCUACUAUAUCUCCUGAAAGUUGCACCACAGAUGUGUUUAAAAGGACACCAAAACUCAAGAAACUGGGCAUACGUGGGAAUAUAGGUCUUCUUGUGCAGCCCAGUAGGGAGUCUAGUUUGUCUGACGGUCUCUUACAACUGGAACUCCUUGAAAAAUUGAAGCUGCAUAAUGAUGAUGUAACUUGCAAGUUGCAGGCCCUUCCAUUCGAGCACAAGUUUCCAGCAAAGCUAACAAGGUUGAGUCUGCAAAGCACGAGUCUUGAUUGGAGUCAUAUGUCAACUUUGGGGAAGUUGAAGUCUCUUGAGGUGCUUAAGUUGAAGGACAACGCCUUUAAGGGAAAGCAUUGGGAGACAGAAGAUGGGGGUUUUCGAUAUCUCAAAGUUUUGUUUAUUGGAGCUACAGAUUUAAAGGUUUGGAAAGCUAAGUCAAGUAAUUUCCCUGAACUCAAAAGCCUUGUUCUCAAGCAGUGCAGAAAUCUCGAGGCUAUCCCAUCUGACCUUGCAAAUGCGAAAAGCCUCCAGGUGAUUGACCUAGAACACACCAGCCAAACGGUGGUUGCCUCCGCAAAGAAUAUGCAGUUGCUGCAAUUGCGAGUUCUCAGGCAGAAAAGGGACAUCGAGACCAGCGAGCUCAAGGUCAAGAUCUAUCCUCCAGAGUAGAAAAAAUACAAGUGCUUCCAAGUUCAAAUCCCUUAAGAGGAUACAAUUGAGGUUAAAACAAUGGUGAUUCUUUAACUGAUCCUCUUGGGAAGCACUUUAAAAAAUGCCUUCUGUUCUUUUCUUAUCUCUAGCAGGAUAUUGCCUGGUCUUGCAUUCUGUUGCUCCAAUCAAAAUUUCUAGCCAGAGGUGCCGCAGAUUCUAACUUUUAGUGUUUUCUUUUACCAUUAUGUACCAAUAACAAAGCCAAUUGCAUGCGGACUUCUAUCUCUUAAAAUGUUCCCCUUUCUUUCCCAUUCUUUUCAGCUAGUUUAUUGUGAUGGAGAUAAGGCAACAGAUGUUUUGGCCAACUGAGGAACAAGGUGUGGAGGUGCUCUUUCCCUCUGGGAACUCAACUGGAUAAAAUCCAGUUUGAAAUAUCAUCUUGCGGGUAUCGUGGUAUGUUUUGUGUCCAAUAAGGGAGUGGACAACACCUCUCAACAUUGUUUCAGUGUAUUGGUAAUCAAGUUUGAACUGAAUCUUGUUGUAAUAUCCGAUGCAUUUUCCAAUUGUCUUCCA